This is a messenger RNA of Bactrocera tryoni, 1974 nucleotides long. It is a transcript of the gene Tpc1, whose product is annotated as mitochondrial thiamine pyrophosphate carrier. The record is from RefSeq and is a predicted model, not a curated record. Gene Ontology annotation, molecular function: thiamine transmembrane transporter activity. Gene Ontology annotation, biological process: thiamine pyrophosphate transmembrane transport. The transcript is spliced from 4 exons. NCBI's taxonomy places the organism in Eukaryota, Metazoa, Arthropoda, Insecta, Diptera, Tephritidae. The coding region runs from base 530 to 1597 and encodes 355 amino acids. Gene Ontology annotation, cellular component: mitochondrial inner membrane.
UUACACAAGCACACGAACAAAUGUAGUGAUAUGGAGAUAUGAAGUGCCGCCUGCAGAAUUUCAUCAAGAUCUCACGUAUUACACAGGAAAACACCGAAAACUAAAACCAGUUUGGUAUGAAAGCAAAAAUUGUAAACAAAACAUAAUUGAGUUCAUACUUGUGGUGGCGGUAAAGAGGAGUGUCAGUUUUCCAAAAGAAAGUCAGAAGCGCAGGCAACAUUUACUGAGGCAAAUGCCAACUAGUUUUGUUUACUCAUUAUUUAAUACACUAUCAGCAGUGGCCGCAAAAAGAAAGUUUCGCUGCAUAGUAUUGCUUUACACGUCAAAGUCCAUGGAAUAGCAGUGCACAUAACUGCAAGUUGCAACCAUAUAGGCUCACAAAAACAUCAUUAGCAAAGUGCAAUUUAAAUUAUUAAGUGUUUUAAAUAGAUAAGAAAUAUAUGUAGGUCGUACAGAUUUUUACCUAAAUUAAAGUACAAAUUACGAAACGAAAUCCGUUAUACAACAUUGCAAACUCGAAUUCCUGACAAUGACGACACAACUGGAUACCGCUAAAACAAAUACUAUUUCACCAACAGGCGGUGGCGAUACUGGAGCUGAAUCGUCUACUUUAUCUAUUGACAAUCCGCGCUCAUCGCCAGAUUUUAAAAAAUACAUUAAGGAAAAAUGGAAAAUAAACAGCGCAUCGGAGCAAUUGAGCCAAAUAAUAUCCGGUGGCUUAGCUGCGGCUAUCACACGUACCUUCUGCCAACCGUUGGACGUGCUAAAAAUACGCUUCCAAUUGCAAGUGGAACCACUGAAGGAGCACAUCAACCAACAAUCAAAAUACACAAGCAUAGCUCAAGCUAUACGCACAAUUUACCGCGAAGAAGGUGUACUCGCCUUCUGGAAAGGUCACAAUCCAGGCCAAGUUCUUAGCAUAAUUUAUGGUAUAUCGCAGUUUUGGACAUAUGAACAAUUGAGUAUGGUGGCUAAGCAAACAACUUAUCUCAAGGAUCAUACCAACACAUCGAACUUUAUCUGUGGAGCCACGGCUGGUGCUACGGCUGUUAUACUAUCAACGCCUAUGGAUGUAAUACGUACACGUCUUAUUGCGCAGGACAAGAGCAAAGGAUAUAAAAAUGCAACACGCGCCGUAUCAACAAUAGUACGUACGGAGGGUAUAUGUGGAAUUUAUCGCGGUUUAAAUACAGCACUAUUGCAAAUUGCACCAUUAAUGGGUGCCAACUUUAUGCUUUAUCGAAUUUUCAGUAAAUCAGCUAUGCAAUUCUAUAAUGUGGAAAACCGAAGCGAACUGCCCACAUGGGUGCUGCUUGGUUUGGGCGGAUCAUCGGGCAUGCUCUCCAAAUCACUCGUUUAUCCCUUUGACUUAUUGAAAAAGAGACUGCACAUACAGGGUUUUGAAUCGAAUCGUCAAACAUUCGGUGAAAAUAUACGUGCUACUGGCAUUUUCAGUUGUUUGCGGAAGACUAUACAACAAGAGGGUCCAACAGGUUUGUACAAAGGAAUGGCUCCCACCUUACUGAAAUCUACAGUGACGACAGCGUUAUAUUUCGCCAUUUACGAUAAACUCAGGCAAAUACGUUGGUUUUCUUAACUACACAUGCAGAGGUUUAAGUUUAAAGCUUAAUAAUCUUUAUUUCUUUAUCUCGCUUUAAGCGUCUGAGAAUAAUGUUAAAAAUAUUAUUUAACUUAAAAAUUUUGUUAUGAGUCGGACUUUUAUUAUUUUUAAGAUAUUUUAUUGUGUGUAAAGUCAACAAUACCAUAUUUUUAAAAAAGAACGAACUUUCCAUUUUGUAUAGUACUUUAUAAGAAAGUAAAAAAAUAACACAAAUAGUUAAAAUGCAACGUACAUAAAUCCUUUAUCGAUCAUAUGGUGUAAAAUUCAAACUGAAAACCAGAACAGCCUUAAUUUUUUAAUGCAAAAAAUUGUCGUAAUAAAUAAAGCAUAGCGUAAACUGAAAAUGAAAUUAA